AUGGAGAAGGAUACUGUAGCGGAGGUGGAGGCGCCACGCCUCAGCAGUGAUGUGAGCAACGCUGAGAAGGGCCACGUCGAACAGGUGAACCUGCACAACAACAUUUCAGCCAAAAUCAAGAAUCCCUUGGCGGAUUUGUCCCAGGCACAAGUGCUCCGAGAUGUCGAGGAAUUUGCAGUGAAAUACCAGGUCACCGAUAUUCUUCCUGAGUUGAAAAAAGGAGCCUUAGUCGCCAAAGACCCUGCUGCAUUUGCAUCCGUACCCGAUCUCACAGAGGCUGAAUCCACUGCGCUGAGCGACGAAGUGCUACAUAAGUGGCGCCAGCCCAGGGCUCUCUAUUUCACCAUUAUCCUUUGCUCGGUUGGUGCAGCCGUUCAAGGCUGGGACCAGACAGGAUCUAAUGGUGCCAACCUUUCUUUCCCCGACGCGUUUGGCAUCCCUGAAAGCGCCAGUGUUAAAAACCAGUGGCUUGUAGGUAUCGUCAAUGCCGCUCCGUACAUUGCCAGUGCUUGCUUAGGCUGUUGGCUCUCUGACCCUUGCAAUCGAAUCCUUGGUCGCCGUGGAACAAUCUUUAUUUCUGCCAUCUUCUGUGUCAUUGCUCCUAUCGGAUCUGCCUUCACUCAAACUUGGCCCCAACUAUUUAUCGUUCGCCUUCUGCUUGGUCUUGGAAUGGGUCUAAAAGCUUCAACCAUCCCCAUUUUCUGCGCUGAGAACACACCUGCAGUAAUCCGAGGAGGCCUCGUUAUGUCCUGGCAGUUGUGGACGGCAUUCGGUAUCUUCCUUGGUUUCUGCGCCAAUUUGGCUGUCAAAGACACAGGCUCUAUAUCAUGGCGUCUGCAACUGGGAUCUGCUUUCAUCCCUGCCGUUCCCUUGGUAAUUGGUGUUUUCUUUUGUCCUGAAUCACCCCGUUGGUAUAUCCGACGAGGGGAGAUGGGUAAGGCCUACCAAUCCCUGUGUCGUCUUCGCAAUACUCCCUUGCAAGCUGCUCGGGACCUUUACUACAUCCAUGCCCAGAUUGCAAUCGAGCAGAGUGUUAUUGGAGACAGCAACUAUGUCACUCGGUUUGUGGAGCUUUUCACUAUUCCACGAGUCCGUCGUGCCACUCUUGCUUCGUUUACUGUUAUGAUUGCCCAGCAAAUGUGUGGAAUCAACAUCAUUGCAUUCUACAGUUCAACUGUCUUCAGUAAUGCCGGUGCUUCUGACACCGGAGCUUUGUUUGCGUCUUGGGGAUUUGGCUUGGUAAACUUUAUUUUCGCCUUUCCAGCUAUUUGGACCAUUGACACUUGGGGCCGACGAACAUUGCUUCUAUUCACAUUCCCUCAAAUGGCUUGGACACUACUCGCUGCAGGCUUUUGCUUCUAUGUUCCCGGAGAUGGUGGAGCGCAUUUGGGAUCCAUUGCUCUUUUUAUCUUUCUCUUCGCUGCUUUCUACUCCCCUGGCGAAGGCCCUGUGCCAUUCACAUACUCUGCCGAAGUCUUUCCAUUGUCGCAUCGCGAGGUUGGAAUGUCCUGGGCUGUUGCAACCUGUCUCGGGUGGGCGGCAGUGCUCUCUAUUACGUUCCCCCGUAUGCUUUGGGCUAUGACUGCCACUGGGGCAUUUGGCUUCUAUGCUGGCCUAAACGUGACUGCUCUGGUCAUGAUCUUCCUUUUCGUUCCGGAGACUAAGCAACGCACCCUUGAAGAAUUGGAUUACAUCUUUGCCGUCCCAACCCGAGUCCACAUGCACUACCAGGUCUUCAAAGUUUUGCCAUGGUGGACCCAGCGCUACAUCUUCCGCAGGGAUGUGCAGCUAGAGCCUCUGUACAAGCUCGAUCACCUAGCCGAUAACGAGGAGGUCGUAGCCAACAUCCGCAACAACAGCACCGUUGAGAAGAUUUAG
This is a messenger RNA of Penicillium angulare, 1878 nucleotides long. Its product is annotated as sugar porter family MFS transporter. Lineage: Eukaryota; Fungi; Ascomycota; Eurotiomycetes; Eurotiales; Aspergillaceae. Gene Ontology annotation, biological process: transmembrane transport. The record is from RefSeq and is a predicted model, not a curated record. Bases 1 to 1878 code for a protein of 625 amino acids. The transcript is spliced from 6 exons. Gene Ontology annotation, molecular function: myo-inositol:proton symporter activity. Gene Ontology annotation, cellular component: membrane.